AUGAAAUGCUCGUUAUGCCGUUGCAGACCUGUGAUUGUGGAUUUUGCUUUGUACGUGAAGCGUGGUUGUUCCUCUUCACUUAUUGUUAGUCGCAUUCAACUAAUAUUUACUAUUCAGGUCAAUUGGGUCGAUCUCAGUACUUCCCACAAAAUGACAGAUUAUAUGGCUCAGAUGCUCAAUGAGCUAAUGGGUCCACAGCGGAAUUCUUUACCUGGAGAGGGUGCUGCAAUUGAUUUUGAUCAUCCCGAUGUAUGCAGAGAUUUUCUUGUUGGAUUCUGUCUUGCUGACGCGUUUCGGAACACAAAAAACGACCUCGGGUUUUGUCCAUUUCCUAUUCAUGACGAAGCUCUGAAGAAACGUUACCAAGAAAGCAGUCGUUUCGGGCGGCUUGGCUAUGAAGAGAAGUAUUUUGAUAGGCUUAAUCGAAUGCACAAUGAAGUGAGAAGAAAAAUUGAGAAGAACGAAGCUCGAUUGGUCCACACAAGAGCUGACACCCAUGUUUCGGCGGAAGUUUAUGAUAAGAAAAAAAAGGACCUACUUGAGAAGCGUGAAUUGCUAGGCCGACGCAUAGAGGGUCUUAUGGAGGAAGCUGAGAUCGAGGGCGCACAAGGGAAUGUUGCUGCUGCGCAAGAGGCUGUCCAAAAAGCAGACGAGCUCUCAAAGGAGCGUGAAGGACUGCAGAAAGAGGAAGAGAACUUGGAAGUCGAAAGGCAGAGGGCGAUAGUUAUGGAAGAACAAUUGACGGCGGGCAACAAACAAAUGCAAGUAUGCCAGGUUUGUGGAUGCUUCAUGCUCACAAACGAUGCACAAAGUCGUAUCGAUGACCAUCUCAGUGGAAAGCUCCACAUUGCCUAUACAAGAAUUAAAGACCAAAUCGACUUGAUGGUGAAAGCUAGAGAAGAAAAGAAACUUCAGCUAGAGAAAGAAAGGACAAAGGAUAAAGAUGACAAGUCAGAUAGAAAACGUGAUGAUCGUGACAAGGAUCGAGACAGGGAUCGUGAACGGGACAGAGAUCGCAAGGAACGAGACAGUCGAAGAGACCGUAGCAGAGAUAAAGACAGAAAAAGGUGA
Messenger RNA from Cooperia oncophora, 1071 nucleotides. The record is from the annotation of a GenBank genome assembly. NCBI's taxonomy places the organism in Eukaryota, Metazoa, Nematoda, Chromadorea, Rhabditida, Trichostrongylidae.